This is a messenger RNA of Amoebophrya sp. A25, 222 nucleotides long. The record is from the annotation of a GenBank genome assembly. NCBI's taxonomy places the organism in Eukaryota, Dinophyceae, Syndiniales, Amoebophryaceae.
AUGGGAAGUGAAAAUUCACAGCAACCCCCAACGCGCCCACCGCCGCAGAUGGGAAUACAGCGGAGCCACGGGAGUGCCGUCGUAGGCGGUUGUGCCGAAGGCGGCAAUGCAGCAGGGGGUAGUAGAGGUACCUCAGGCGAGACAGAAAGAGCCUUCCGUAAUGGAAAUGCUCAACACCCCUCAUCUUCAUACCAAACUCCGAACUACGAUCAUUUUGCGGCC